Messenger RNA from Mobula hypostoma (lesser devil ray), 8115 nucleotides. Its product is annotated as PH_BCR_vertebrate and RhoGAP_Bcr domain-containing protein. The coding region runs from base 260 to 4225 and encodes 1321 amino acids. Gene Ontology annotation, molecular function: guanyl-nucleotide exchange factor activity; protein serine/threonine kinase activity; GTPase activator activity. The transcript has 23 exons. Lineage: Eukaryota; Metazoa; Chordata; Chondrichthyes; Myliobatiformes; Myliobatidae. The record is from RefSeq and is a predicted model, not a curated record. Gene Ontology annotation, biological process: positive regulation of GTPase activity; intracellular signal transduction; protein phosphorylation. Gene Ontology annotation, cellular component: membrane.
GCCGCGCGCGGAGGGAGGGGUGUUAAGUCAGCGGUGUUUUGUUUGUCGCGCGAGGAGAAUUGGAAUGGAGAACGGGGGAGCGGCGGCGCGAUUGGGCGCCUCUGCCAACGGCCGCCAAUAACCGGCGGCGGCGGCGGUGAGUGCGUGCGGGGACCGCGAGCGAGCGGGCGGGCGGGUUCCCGGUGUCCGAGCGGAGUCCGCCUCAUUGUUCCGUGUGCAUGAGUUGCCUUCGCCUCCGUUGUUCGACCACUCCUGUGGGAUGAAAAUGGUGGAGCCAGUGGGAUUUGUGGAGGCCUGGAAGGCUCAGUUCCCCGAGUCCGAGCCGCCCAAGAUGGAGCUGAGAAGCGUUGGCGACAUCGAGCAGGAGCUGGAGAGUUGCAAGUGCAGCAUUCGGAAGCUGGAACUGGAGGUGAACAAGGAACGGUUUCGCAUGAUCUACCUGCAGACAUUGCUGGCCAAGGAGAAGAAGAGCUAUGACAAGCAAAGAUGGGGCUUCAGGAAAUCUGUGGUGCUUGUGGAACAAGUGGGCACGGAACAACCACAGGAACUUCCACCCGGAGAAGGGGCGGAGGGGGAAAGAACCAAAUCUCACCCCGCUGAGGACAAUUCUAAGAGACAUCCUGGGGGAGAAGAAUGGUUGGUGGAUUCUCGGAGCGAAGUGGUAAGCUCACCGACCAGGCAAAGGGCAUCUUCGCUGAGGAAGGUGGUGGCAGUGCCUGAGAGAGAUGCAGUGCGAAGUGUCAGCCAGGAUUGUGAACAGAUGGAAAGAAAGGAUAAAGCUACAGCAGGCACAAGUGUAGCUGCAUUGAGGUCCAAUUUUGAAAGGAUAAAAAGAACCAAUUCCCAUUCCUCUGGGGAUGGGAAAGGUAUGGAAAAGCCUCUGUAUGUCAAUGUAGAAUAUCACCGUGAGAAAGGAUUGGUGAAAGUCAAUGACAAGGAGGUAUCUGACAAGAUCAGCACAAUAGGGAGCCAGGCCAUGCAAAUGGAACGCAAGAAAUCAUUACACUCUUUGCCAGUGACAACAGAAUCUGCAGAGUAUCAUAUCCCUGCUUACAGAGGUAGGACCACAGAAAGCAGCUGUGGCUAUGACCCAGAGUAUGAUGAUGUGGAUCUUAAUCCAAGAUUUCUGAAGGAUAAUGUGAUCCAUGCCACUGCUAAUGGAGGUAAACCAGACAAGAUACCUUGGCAGCAAGAAUUCCAACCAUAUGAAAGUGUUUUUAUUGGUGGAAUGUUGCAGGAUAAUGAUGGUAAACCGACUAGUGACUUGCGAGACUGUGGGAAGCUCCAGAAUACUACAGAUCAGGAGAAACACCUAACGUGGCCUCGGAGGUCUUAUUCACCUGGUAGUGCUGAUGAUGUUGGGGGAGGAUAUACGCCAGAUUGCAGCUCUAAUGAAAACUUAACUUCAAGUGAGGAUGAUUUUUCUUCAGGUCAAUCAAGCCACGUUUCCCCCAGUCCCACCAGCUAUCAUAUUUUUCGAGAAAAGAGUCGGUCUCCUUCUCAAAACUCUCAGCAGUCAUUCGAUAGUAGCAGUCCACCUACACCACAGUCACAAAAACGGCACAAGCACCAGGUUACCAUACAGGAAGCAACGAUAGUUGGUCUCCGGAAACCAGGACAGAUUUGGGCAACUGAAGCUGAUCUUGCUCGUAGAAAUACUCAAGAGGAUAGUUUCCAUGGAGAUCCAGAAACACUGUACAACAACUUACCACCAACGUAUUCAUAUGAUGCAGAUCGGGUUGAAGAUCAAAGCAGGAACCGGGAUACCAUGCCCUACAUUGAUGACUCGCCUUCCUCGUCACCUCAGCUCAGUUCGAAAAGUAGAGGCAGCAGGGACACAGUAUCAUCUGGAUCCCUGGAGUCAAGUAAAUCAAGUGAACCUGAUUUGGAGAAAGGGUUGGAGAUGCGAAAAUGGGUUCUAUCUGGAAUCUUAGCCAGUGAGGAAACAUACCUGAGUCACUUAGAGGCUCUCUUAUUGCCUAUGAAGCCUCUUAAAGCAGCUGCCACUACAUCUCAACCUGUUCUCACCAACCAACAAAUAGAGACCAUCUUCUUCAAGGUUCCUGAGCUUUAUGAAAUACACAAGGAGUUCUAUGAUGGGCUGCUGCCCAGAGUUCAACAGUGGAGUCACCAUCAAUGUGUUGGAGAUCUCUUUCAGAAACUGGCCAGCCAGCUUGGUGUGUAUCGAGCUUUUGUGGAUAACUAUGAAGUUGCUGUUGAGACAGCAGAGAAGUGCUGUCAAGCUAAUGCUCAGUUUUCUGAAAUAUCAGAGAAUUUAAAGGUCAGGAAUACCAAAGACAUAAAAGAUCAGAACACAAAGAACUCUCUCGAAGCUCUUCUCUAUAAACCUGUUGACCGAGUCACCCGAAGCACACUUGUUCUCCAUGAUUUAUUAAAACACACUCCAGUCAACCAUCUGGAUCAUCCUUUGCUACAAGAUGCGCUCCGUAUUUCACAGAAUUUCCUGUCUAGCAUUAAUGAAGAGAUCACUCCCAGGAGACAAUCUAUGACUGUAAAGAAAGGCGAGCAUCGGCAGCUCAUUAAGGACAGCUUUCUGGUUGAACUUGUGGAGGGUGCUCGGAAACUUCGGCAUGCUUUUCUCUUCAGUGACCUCUUUCUUUGUGCAAAACUGAAAAAGCAAGUAGCAGGGAAGAGCCAGCAGUACGACUGUAAGUGGUAUAUUCCUCUCGCCGAUCUGAGUUUUCAAAAUCUAGAUGAAUCAGACUCUCCAACCAUUCCACUGGUACCAGAUGAAGAACUAGACACCAUGAAAAUAAAGAUCUCUCAAAUCAAGAAUGAAAUACAAAGAGAAAAGAGAGCUAACAAGGGCAGCAAAGUAAUUGAACGGCUGAAAAAGAAGCUGUCAGAACAAGAAUCAUUGUUAUUACUUAUGUCUCCAAACAUGGCUUUCAGAGUGCAUAACAGGCAUGGCAAGAGCUAUGUAUUCCUGAUAUCAUCAGAUUAUGAAAGAGCUGAAUGGAGAGAAAUCAUGAGAGAACAGCAGAAGAAAUGCUUUAAGAGUUUUGCCCUUACCACUGUUGAACUACAAAUGCUCACAAACUCAUGUGUGAAGCUCCAGACUGUCCAUAACAUUCCAUUAACAAUCAAUAAAGAAGAUGAUGAAUCACCUGGCCUCUACGGGUUUCUUAAUGUAAUCGUUCAUUCGGCAACUGGAUUCAAACAAACAUCAAAUUUAUAUUGCACUUUAGAAGUAGAUUCAUUUGGUUACUUUGUUAACAAAGCGAAGACGAGAGUCUACAGAGACACAUUGGAACCAAACUGGAAUGAGGAAUUUGAGAUUGAAUUAGAAGGCUCUCAGACUCUAAGAAUUCUGAGUUACGAAAAAUGCUACAACAAAACCAAGCUCCCCAAAGAAGAUGCCGAAAUUACAGAUAAAAUCAUGGGGAAAGGGCAGAUUCAGCUGGAGCCACAAGCAUUACAAGAUAAGGACUGGCAGAGAACUGUCAUAGGAAUGAAUGGGAUUGAGGUGAAGUUGUCAAUGAAAUUCACCAGUCGUGAGUUCAGUUUGAAACGAUUGCCAUCACGAAAGCAAACGGGAGUCUUUGGUGUGAACAUUGCAAUAGUCACCAAGCGAGAAAGGUCAAAAGUGCCUUACAUAGUACGACAAUGUGUGGAGGAGAUUGAAAGGCGUGGAAUGGAGGAAAUUGGAAUCUAUCGAGUAUCAGGAGUUGCCACAGACAUUCAGACCCUCAAAGCUUCUUUCGAUGCUAAUAAUAAAGAUGUCUCUGUGAUGAUGAGUGAAAUGGAUGUUAAUGCCAUUGCGGGAACGUUAAAACUUUAUUUCCGAGAGCUACCAGAGCCUCUUUUCACAGAUGAGUUGUACCCUAACUUUGCUGAGGGAAUUGUGCUGUCCGAUCCGGUUGCUAAGGAAAGCUGUAUGCAGAACCUUCUGCUUUCCCUGCCAGAGCCCAAUUUCACCACUUUCUUGUUCCUAUUGGAUCACUUGAAGAGGGUGGCAGAGAAAGAACACAUCAACAAGAUGUCAUUGCAUAACUUGGCAACUGUCUUUGGACCCACUCUGUUGAGGCCCUCAGAUAAAGACAGCAAAAUACCCAGCAACCCGACACAGGCAAUCACAAUGGCAGACAGCUGGUCGUUGGAGGUGAUGUCACAGGUGCAAGUACUGCUCUACUUUCUGCAGCUAGAAACUAUUCCUACCCCAGACAGCAAACGUCAGAGUAUUCUCUUUUCAACUGAAGUCUAAGAGGUAGUCGGCCACGUAAUGAAUUCAGCAGAGAGCCAUCAACACCACAAAGCAAUGCUCAUCUCUAACAUGAACUAAUUGUGUGAUAUCCUACCAUUAUCUUCUGUGCUGUUUGAUCUACAGUCCAUGCUCUGACUUUUGCAGCAAACCAAAAUACGUGAAACACUAAAGUACAGUGUAUUUGUGUACCUAUAACGAGCUGAGGUAUUCAUGUACUCUAUGCAGUUCAAGGCAAUUCUUAUGUUAUAAGGAUCUAUAAUGAUGUACAGAAGAAUGAAGGAGGUAGAUAAAUUUGAGUUUUUUUUUGUUAAUCAUAAUGCCCCUUUAUGAUUAGGGACACAGUCACUGCUUCCUGUUGAGUUUGUGAUCUGAAAUUAGCAAACAUGGACAGGAAUCAACUAUAUUUAAGCAGCAGGCAAAUCAUUUCCACUGAUAGUCUUCCAGGAAAAAAUGUGUUGCCUGAGUUGUACCAGUCCAUUAAUUGACUCAAGAUUUAAGUACUAAAAUUUUGAUCAUUUAUUUUGAAUGCUCUUCAAAGCCACAAAUGCAGCUCAAGUAUUUUUUCUUUCCUAUAGAAAGCUAUGUAUAGGUUUAAAUAAUGUCAGAGCAAUACACUACAAUGCCAACAGCUGUGCUUCACUUUGUGCAGUUGAUUGAUGUUAGAAUGCAACUUCCCAGGGUAUCAGCACCCAGCACCCAUUUCGUGCCAUAUUAAACAUUACAGUCCUGCCUCAGUAAUGGUGACAGUGGAACUGCCAAAUAGUCAUAAAAAUCUCAUCUGGUUUACUAGUGAACUUCAGGGAAGGAAAUCUGCCAUCCUUACCUAGUCCAGUUUGACACCAGCUAGGCUAUCUCCACUGCCCUUUGCAAUAGCCUAGCAAACCAUUGCGUUUUCAUGUCAAUGUGAUGAUACUGUCUUGGUUCAGGAAAAUGGAUCACCACCAACAAGGGCAGUUAGAAAUGAUAGUAAUUGCUGGUCUUGCUCCAGUAAGAAACAAAGAAGAAGAGAUUAACAUGCAGGCAUGUUGAAUACAUUAUGUACUAAGAUUCCCACUAUUAAUUUCUAUUGUAUUUUUCCUUGAAGCUGGUUAUUUUGUGCUUUACCAAUGUUUAUGAUGAGUGAAAAUUGUUUAUAGAUGAACCUACAGACCUAAUAUUUUCCCACCAGGUAACCAAUUGAGAAGCAUUGUCUUCCAAAUACCAUUUUCCUUUUCCAUGUUCUCAACUGAUAUGUUUCCGAGUUAGAGGGUCAACUUUAUCACAGCCUGCAGAUGGAAUUGACUGAGAAGUCAGAAAGGUCAGGCCUGAACAGGCUGAGAGGUUUCCAGUAGUAACCCCUUUGAAAAUUGUUGCCAACUCAAAUGCAUUCACUUUCAUGGGCAGAAGCAACCAUCAGAGUUCAGUGCCCUGAGCCUUCUUCUCAUGGGUGACUCUGUGAUUUAGUUGCAGAGAUUCUAUUUCCCAUUGAGUAGAGCUCCACACACAAAAGAGGGCUUGGUCCUACAGGCACAUUCUUUUACUGGAGUUUAUUCUAUUGACUCUCCCACCACAGAUGUUACUGACCAGUUAUUUCCAGCUUUUUCAUACAUUAGUAGCAGUUUGUUUUUGGUUUUAUCUGCAGAGUAUUUUCUUAUAUAUGUAAUCCCUGAUGUGGUUAAUGUCACUUCAUUCUGGUUUCAUAGUCAGAUCAGUCAGGAUGUUACUGCGAUUCAUUACAGCGUGGACAACAUCAUGUUAACUAGUUAGUCACUGCAUGUUUUGAUAAUUCAUGUUGAACAAACUCCUUUUUGGGACCAAUUGUAAUAAGAAACAAGUCAUUCCUGCAGGAACUGUCUGCAAUUCUUAACAAUCUUAUUUAAAUCUACUUUAAAUAUGAAAUGAACAAUUAAUGUGGACCAGCAGAAAACUUACAUGUGGAGCAUAUUUUUUCCUGAGUAGCCAUUUCACACAUUCCAGGAGUAUCUGAUGCAGGAGCACGUAAGGGCAUGUGGUCUCUUUAGCCUGCUGUUUUAGAUCGGAUCUUGGCAUCAUUACCACUUCCCUGCCUGCUGCACAUAAUCCUUGUCUUCCCAAUAUCAGUCCAGAAAUCUGUGCACAGUGGCUGUUGUCAGCAACUGCAUCCAUGGCUUUCUGGAGUAGAGAUCUCCGAAGAUUGAUGAAACACUAAAUAACCCCUUAUUCUGAAACUAUGCCCCUAAUCCUAAAUCCUCCACCUGGGAAACAUUCUUCUAAAUUCCAGUGCCCACAUUCAAACGCUCAACCUGCUCAACCUUUCUUUAUAAAACAACUACUUCAUCUAGGGAUCAUCCUGAUGAAGUUUGUGCAUGGAAGUAAAUCCCUCCUCAGAUAACAUAAGCAGAACUGUAGGUUGUACUCCAGGUGUGGGGCACCUUUCCCCUUCACCCCUCCUGUAAGUAGACUGGAGCCAUAGGGAUGAAGGUGGGAUGGGCAGUGACAAUGGGGUGGUUGCAUUGUUGUUCCUCUUCAGUCAUCAAAAAAUCACAAUGGGAGCAAUUCAUCUCAAAUCUCCAGAAAAGAAAAUAAUUGUAUAAGUCUAUACUUUUUGAGAAAGAAUCUGAAGAUAUUAGAAUAAGUAGAAGGCUGAUCUGUGAGCACCUGGAGCAGAAAGGUGAGUGAUGUUUCCAGGAAGACUUUCCGUCAGAUUUUAGUCUCUGUCCCCUUUGAUGUGAAAUAUCUAGUUCGUACAUCCCAUUCCAAAGUCAGAGGCAAGGAAUGUGUUCUAGUAACUAUUCAGCAGCAUCAAUGUGCCUUUCCUAAAAUGCAUGUAGUCACCUUCAUGUCUGUGUUGAUAGCCCUGAUCUGCCCUCAUAUAUCUUCUCCAGAAUAUCCAUGUCAUGCUACAUUCAAUCAGGGAAUUUUAAAAAUGGGUAAAGUGAAAAAGUGGGUUCAGCCAUCUUUUAAUAGAAGUGCCUCAUCAGCAUGAGAGCAGAAAUUAAUGCUUCAAUGUAUUUAAAAUAGACAAGAGUGUUCUUUAUACUGUCAGGAGUGUUGAAAAAAUGUGUCGGCAUUAUUAAAACAGGAAAAAUUCUUUUCAAAGCUGUUUGCAUUCUGCCAAAACCUUGCAACUUUUAUAUGUCAAUACAAAUAUGUUUGAGGUGAAUGCAGACUCAUUAACUUGUAAAUGUUGAUUGUUUUGAGUUUAAAAAUGACUGGAGACUCCUGUAUUGUUACUUUUCACCUGACAGCAUUGAUCUAGUAUGAAGUGAAAUUAAAAAUGGGAAAUUAUCAAGCAUUGUAUCGAAGGAUUGUCAAUAACUUAAAAGAAGUUAUAGAAUGGGAAAUCAAGGGUUGAUUAAAAUUUUGUAUUAUAAUAUUAUUAAAAGGAUGUGGUUAUCCCCUUCGCCAGAAGACUGUAAACCCUUGUACCCACUCUUGAUGUAUUGAAAUUUUUCAGACACCUGCUCAGUCUAGGAAUGUGGGUUAGAGUUAUUUAUUAAAAUAAUGAGGAUUAAAUUAUAUAAUUAGUACUUAUUCACGUCUUGUGUAGAAGCCUAUGGCUCCACGCAUUUUUGAUUGUCAGUCGAAUUGAGAUAAAUUUGUGGGUAUAUUCCAUUAGAGUUGAUGCAUCAUACAGUAGCACUGCUUCCUAUAAAUAUUUACUCAUUGUUUCAUGUACUUGAUUUUCUUCUUAAUUUGAAGGAUUAUUCUGUACAAGAUGCUUUGGCCCACAGGUGGUGGGAAUUGGAGGGGUGGAAUGGGGAGAGACAGAGACAAUUUUGAUUUAUGUAAGACAACUGUUGGCUUAAGUUUCUGUCACUUUCUAAAGGCAGUUAGCAUGACAGGGAUUUGUAUUUGAAAAAAAAUCCCAAGGCAUUUGUAACCCCUGUUUGUACUCAGCAAAUGAUAAAUAAAAUACCUGUAUCUAUACU